Messenger RNA from Acanthopagrus latus (yellowfin seabream), 886 nucleotides. RefSeq lists its product as uncharacterized. Gene Ontology annotation, molecular function: signaling receptor binding. Gene Ontology annotation, biological process: inflammatory response; regulation of lipid catabolic process. The transcript has 5 exons. Bases 16 to 633 code for a protein of 205 amino acids. The record is from RefSeq and is a predicted model, not a curated record. NCBI's taxonomy places the organism in Eukaryota, Metazoa, Chordata, Actinopteri, Spariformes, Sparidae.
GCUGCGUGUUUGGACAUGUCAUCUCCUUAUCUCUUCAAACUGGCUGCUCUCUCUCCCGGGAAGAAAGGGGGAAAGUCAGAAAGUGGGUGGUCCUUUGCACCGUUCCCCAUCGCCCUCAUUGUUUCUGACAGAGGGAGAAAGAUGGCAGCUGUUUUGCUGUUGCUGCUGAGCGCCGGAGCCUUGCUCUGCUCCUGCAAUGCACAGGAGAACAAUUACGAUAGGCUCUCUGAAUCCCUCAAGAAAGGAGUGGACCUGGCCCUGGAGAAGCUCCACUCUCAUUCUGGAAUCCAGCAUCACUUUCUCUUCCUCAGGACUGUCCUCCAGUCGGACAUUCAGCCUGGUUUCGACGCGAUGUACAUCUACCACCACUUCUACCUCAAAGCCACCAACUGUCCCAAGGGAACCGUCGACUCCACGGGCUGUCAGUUCAGAAACGACAGGCCGCUGAUAGACUGCGCAGUCUGUUACAAAACGUACAGAGACCAGAUCGAGCAGGAGCCCAAACCGUACGUUCACUGUGUCCACAAAAUGGCCCUCACGCAGGAGAUGAGGACGACCAGAGUGGAGCACUGCAACCGGGUGGGCUACAGCAGUGGAUCCCCAACCCUCCUGGCAUCAACAGGAACAGAGUGAUCCUUUGGGUGACCCGUGUAGAAUCCAAUGUGACGCCCAUCAGCGUUUCUCUGUCCUGCUUUGGAGCCGCUUCAAUCAGCACUUCAAGCUAAAAGCACACGUGUUAUUGUUAGCUGUUCAUCAUUUCUGACCACAUCUGAGUGAGAUCUCUGCGUCACAUCUUCAGCAGUUCAUGCAAAAAGAUAAAUAGCGUGCUGAAUUUGUUUUACAGGAGUGUCAAUAAAGUUGAAUGUGUGGGGAAUCACAAGCUUCA